CAGCACAGCUGAGAGGGAGCGUCAUGGCGGCGUAGAGCGGAUUACUCAAUGUUUACAUUCCGUUUACCGUCUCUUUUCUGACAUUACUCCGGUUUUACCGCGACGGGGCGCGUCUUCUGCGGGGAGCGCGUGAAGCGGACUUUCUUUCUUUCCCGGAGCAUCUUCUCGACGCAGACAGACCGGUCCAGGUCCGGAAGCAGACGCAGGAUCAGGUGGGUGGUGUGUUUGUCGUCUGUGGGGCUGAGAUCCUCUCUGUCCGCUCGUCCCGGGGUCAUGGUUGAAGAGGGCCGGCGGUGUUUGGAGGCCCGUGGGAGCCCCGUCCCCGAGGAUCAGCAGGUCCCGUUCCCGCUGCUGCAGGGCGAGUGUGUGGAGCACGUCUCCAGAGCAGAGGAGUCCCUCAUUGCCUUAACCAGCUACCGCCUUCACUUCAAACUACAGGAGAACAUCAUCAAUGUUCCUCUGCAGCUGAUUGAAAGCGUGGAGUGCCGGGAUCUGACUCAGCUGCAGCUCACCUGUAAAGACUGCAAGCUCAUCAGGUGUAACUUCCUGUCGGCGGAGCAGUGUCAGGAUUGGCUGAGGAGGAUCAGCUCAGUCGUUCGUCCGCCGGCGCGCCUCGAGGAGCUCUUCGCCUUCGCCUUCCUCUCGUGUAGCUUCAGCAUCUCUGCAGAGGACAGAGAGGUGCAUGAUGGGAUCUGCCGCGCAGGAGGAAACCAGCGGAGGUUCAGACGAGAAAUGGAGAGGAUGGGCUUCGACACACACAGUGCCUGGAGAAUCUCCACCAUCAACAGCAACUACAGGCUUUGUGCCAGUUACCCCGAGCAAAUAAUCGUGCCUGCCGCCGUCUCUGACCAGGAGCUGGAGAGCGUGGCAGCCUUCAGAUCGUGGAAGAGGCUCCCGGCCGUCGUUUACAGACACCAGAGUUCGGGCGCUGUGAUUGGUCGCUGCGGGCAGCCAGAGGUCAGCUGGUGGGGUUGGCGUAAUGCUGACGACGAGCACCUGGUCCAGGCCAUCGCCAAAGCCUGCGCCGAGGAUCGGGCUGAGAACACGGCGCAAGCUAACGGCUCCUGCGUUCCUCACCGCGUCCCCGGAGAGCUCGGAGACUCCGUGGCCAAUGGGAGCGUGGCAGAGGCGGAGCCAAAGGCCACGCCCUCUCCGAAGCUGCUGAUAAUGGACGCUCGCUCGUAUGCGUGCCGCCGAGCCAAUCGGGCCAAAGGAGGCGGCUGUGAGUGUCCAGAGUACUACCCCAGCUGUGAGGUCAUGUUCAUGGGGAUGGCCAACAUCCACUCCAUCCGGAAGAGCUUCCAGAGUCUGCGGACGCUCUGUGCUCAAGUGCCUGAUCCGGUCAACUGGCUGUCGGCGCUGGAGGGCACUAAAUGGCUGCAGCAUCUGUCUCUGCUGCUGAAGGCGUCUCUGCUGGUGGUGAACGCUCUGGACCGAGACCACAGGCCUGUGCUGGUGCACUGCUCCGACGGGUGGGACCGAACGCCUCAGAUAGUGGCUCUGUCCAAACUACUGCUGGACCCCUUCUACAGGACCAUCCAGGGUUUUCAGGUGCUGGUGGAGACCGAGUGGCUGGAUUACGGUCACAAGUUUGCUGACCGCUGCGGUCACGGGGAGAACUCGGAGGACCUGAACGAGCGCUGUCCGGUGUUCCUGCAGUGGCUGGACUGUGUUCAUCAGCUCCAGAGACAGUUCCCCUGCUCCUUCCAGUUCAACGAGGCCUUUCUGGUGAAGUUAGUUCAGCACUCGUACUCGUGUCUGUUCGGGACGUUUCUGUGUAACAGCGUGAAGGAGCGCGAGGAGCAGAGCGUUCAGGAGAAGACCUGCUCCGUCUGGUCUCUGCUGAGGCCCGUCAACACUUCCUUCCACAACAUCCUGUACUCGCCGCGCUCCGAGACGGUUUUGCACCCGGUGUGUCACGUGAGGAACCUGAUGCUGUGGAGUGCCGUCUACCUGCCUAACUCCGCCCCCUCCACGCCCUCCGAUGAGUCAUGUGUGCCAAGCUCCGCCCCCUCUGCCUCGCCCGACGACACACCUGUGAGCAGGUUACCAAAGACACGGUCGUGUGACGAUCUGCCCACGUCCUGUGAGGGUUUGACCCCAAACCGCCGCAGCAGUGACCCGCACCUGAACGAGAAGUGGCACGACCGUCUUCUCUCGCUGGAGAAGAGCACAGAGACCGACUUAAACCACUCGCAGACGCCGGAGCGAGACGCCCCGGAUCAGACUCCUCCCGUUUCUGAGCAACUAAACACAGAGCGCCCAGAAAACGGGGCGGAGCUUUCUGUGUCCGACAGCCAAACGCAAGACACCUCACAGGAAGAGAGCAGGAAGCCGGGUCUUCUGAAAAACACACCUGCCUUCGAUAUCCCAGAGGCGCCGGCUCUGAUUGAGAGCAACGGUGUGGACCAAACGCCCGAGGAACGCACACAAGCAUCCCAACAAACUGUCGAAAACCACGUGUUAACGCCAGACGGACUGCAUCGAGAGCAUUGCACUAUUACCCAUGAUUCUUCAGAAUCCAGCAGCCAAUCUUCCACGGAGAGUCCUUCCAGUCCGACGCGCACAACUCGGACUCUUAAUGGCGUCUGCUCACCUUCCCUUUCUCCGCCGGCCGAUCGGGACGCAGCGGGAGACGCUUCUCCGACGCCGGGCCACAAGCGCUCGCCGGGUGUUUCCGGGCGUUUAUCGGCGCUCGGGCACCUGGAGAAGGACGGCUUGGAUCUGCACAGCGACGCCGUCCAGGUGCGUCUGCGGCAGAUGGAGGCGGGGCAUCAGCUGCAGGUGGAGACCCUGAAGAAACAGGUGCAGGAGCUCUGGAGCCGUCUACACGUCAACGGGAAGCUGACGUCUCUUCCGGACGGGGAGAAUAACGUGGAGUCGGGCUGUUUGCAGCGCUGCAGGAACACAGAUCUCCUGCCCGAGUCCAGCUGGGAGCAGAUGGAGCAGAGCGAGGCGGAGUGGUUCUCGGGCGGCUGCAGGUGUGUGUGUGUGUGUGUGUGUGUGUGUGUGUGAAUCAGAAGGAUCUGAUGUAAACACGUUCGGAUCGUUCCCAUCUCAUAUUAGAGUAAAUAAUGAAGUGAUUGCUGAGAGAUGAAGAAAUAAAUGAGUUAUUAAGAGCCCGAUUAAGAAAAAGGAGACCUGUUUAAUAUGAAAUAAGUACAUGUUCGCGUGGGACAUAUGUAAUGUUAUUAAUCAACUUUCCAUGAGAGGUGGAGCUAUAAAUUGCCACAAAAAAAAUAUAUUUUGUAAAUAAAGGAGCAAGCCUUUCCCGGACCCUGCUA
Molecule: messenger RNA, 3284 nt
Organism: Puntigrus tetrazona (Sumatra barb)
Lineage: Eukaryota; Metazoa; Chordata; Actinopteri; Cypriniformes; Cyprinidae
Product: myotubularin-related protein 3
Biological process (GO): dephosphorylation; regulation of autophagy
Molecular function (GO): protein phosphatase binding; phosphatidylinositol-3,5-bisphosphate 3-phosphatase activity
Source: RefSeq, a predicted model, not a curated record